Messenger RNA from Mesorhabditis spiculigera, 1905 nucleotides. The record is from the annotation of a GenBank genome assembly. NCBI's taxonomy places the organism in Eukaryota, Metazoa, Nematoda, Chromadorea, Rhabditida, Rhabditidae.
AUGAUGGGUAGACUACGGCUCUCCACAAUUUGCGUCUUUCUGGGCAUUUGGCUCCUAUCGUCCAUCUAUUUCUUUGAACUGCUUUCUACGCCUGAACCAACGAUUGAAACAAGUGGACCGGCAUUAGAAUCAAUACCCCGAGAAGUCAAGGAAGCACCAAGAGCUAAAAAAUUGAAAUCAGCAGAUUUUGGAAAGAUAGAUUUUGAUGUGAAAGAAGACCAAGAUCGAUUCCAAGUCAAACAGGACAAGGCCCAAGAAAACGAUUUCGGAGAGAUAAACAACAAUAAUAAAGACGAUGAAGAAGGUGCAAAUGAAGAAAAGUCAGUAGAUGAUGAGGAAUUUCCGAAGAAAAACCUGGCUAAACCAGCUUUUCCGAUCGCAAAUCUUGACGAAUUGACUACGAAACCGGUAGCGAAGACAAAGGAGGAAAAGCUCGAGUACGACGCUGCUUUCAAGAAAUAUCAAUUUAAUGGCUGGUUAAGUGAUAAAAUUGGAGACAGGAGGAAAAUACCAGAUUCCAGACACAAAACUUGCCCCGCCGAUUUCAAGCCAAACUUGCCAAAGGCUUCGAUUAUUGUCUGCUUUUUCAAUGAAUCGCCUUCAGUAUUGAUUCGUAUGGUAAACUCGCUACUGGACCGAACACCAAUUGAGAACAUUCAAGAAAUAUUGCUAAUUGAUGAUGCUUCAGAGCUUGAUGAAGCCUACAACGCAGCGAUGGAGUACAAACGUACACAUCCGCUUUGGAAUGGCGUGAAAUUCAUGAAAACGCCGCAAAAUCUGGGGUUAAUCAGAGCGAAGGUUUUCGGUGCAAGAAAAGCGAGAGGAGAGGUGCUCGUUUUCCUCGAUUCCCAUUGUGAAGUCAAUACCGAUUGGCUACAACCACUUUUAGAGCGAAUUGUGGAAGAUCGAAAGCGGGUGGUCUGUCCUAUUAUUGACAUUAUCGAUCACCAUACCCUGGAUUACAUAGCGUCACCGGUUUGCAAGGGCGGCAUGAACUGGGGAUUGACAUUUAAGUGGGACUACCCGCAUCGCUCGUAUUUUGAUGACGAAACAAAUUAUAUCAAGCCCUUGCGUUCGCCUACGAUGGCUGGAGGACUUUUUGCAAUUGAUCGCGAAUAUUUCUUCCACGUCGGGUCUUACGAUGAGGGGAUGGAUAUUUGGGGAGCGGAAAAUGUGGAGAUUUCUAUCAGGUUAUGGACUUGUGGCGGCUCUCUAGAGAUCAUACCGUGUAGCAGAGUUGGUCAUAUCUUUAGAUCGAUUAGGCCCUACGGUACCGAUCGGGAUACGAUGGGAAAAAAUGCACUCCGAACUGCGAAAGUAUGGCUUGAUGAUUAUGUGGAGAAAUUCUACGAAGCUCGACCUUACCUGAAGAAAAUGGGAGAUUAUUUCGUGGGAGAUCUGAGCCCGAGGAUUGAAUUGAGGCAACGACUUCAGUGCAAACCUUUUAGCUGGUAUCUGAAUGAAAUCUAUCCCGAGUUGCUACCAGGAAAUAUCCCUGAAGAAGCUGCGAUAUCGCAUAAGCUGGAUUUGAGCAAGAAGUAUUUGGUCCGAUUGGCAAAUACUUCCUUGUGUAUCGGAGCGGAUAGUAUGGGUAGUAGAAUAAAUGUCGGGUCGCCGAUCGAGGUCGCAAAGUGUAAUGAAGCGGACCGGAAGCAAGUUUGGAGGUAUACUUCAAAACUCGAGCUCCGUCCGAUGGGAAGUUCAAAACUCUGUGCAGAUGCUUUGAAAGGUGCUAUUCUAAUGAAAUGCCACAACCAGGGAUAUCACCAGGAAUGGAAGGUUACGAAAACUGGCCAAAUCUUCAAUGCCUCAGUCGGAAAAUGCCUGCAUGCAACGGCUGAAAGAUCGUCCCACGCCUCCCUCGAAUUCUGCUCAAAGUCUCAACUCUUCGAAAUCAUCCCCCUG